AUGCAUUCAAACGAUGACAGACGAGUGACAAGAAUUCUUGACAAGGUUCCCGUGUUACAGCAACCUUCACUCAAAAAUGAUGGGCAAGCACCGGCAAACGAACCCAGAAUCAAGCCAGGUCCUCUCCAACCAGGUACCCGCCCAAUCAAGAGGACAACCACACCAUCUUCCUCGGAGCCUCCUGCUAAGGUCAUCCGAGGGUUCCCUAGGAACUUCGCUCUCCAAGCAACUGGCCAUUUGGAGAACAGUAUCGGCUGGGAUGGAUCUAUAAGAGAUGAAUCGCCCUGGGAUACGUUCAAGCCGUACUACGAAUGCGAUCUAGCUGGCAAUGUUUCUGUUUGUAUCCGGUCCUCUGGCAAUCGAGCUGCACGGGCGAUCCGUCGAUACCCUAAUGAAGAUGCCGACAGAAUUCUCGGAAUCCUCCGUUCCAUAUCCCAUAAAAAUGUGGCUUCCGUUAGGGAGUGCUUUCGCACUUCUGAUUCCUUGUAUACUUUAAGCAAAUUUGAUCCUCUCACCCUAGAUCAUGUUGUCGCCUGUGUAGCAUUUCCAGACCAGGUUGAGCUAGCUGCGAUCAUGUCCCAGAUUCUUGACGGACUAUCGCAUCUUGUUGGUCAAAAAUUUUAUCAUCCAUAUUUGGAUUGUUCUAGCAUUCUGAUGAGCCUUGAGGGGGAGAUAAAGAUUGCGCGGAUUGACUGCUGUGUCAUCAAACAGACAGGCAGGCUAAAUAACACUGAUAUGGCUCCUGUAACCAAAGUCAUGAUGGAAUUGAUGCAAAAAUAUUCUAAAGAGGAGGGGGCUGUCGGAAUUGACAAUCUUGACCGCUGGCAAAACUGCCCAGCCGCCAUCGAUUUUCUGUCUGCCACCAUCUCGGCUAGCUCAUUUGAGGAACUGAAAAAACACCGCUUUUUAACAGAAACCCGAUGGUGUCCGGGCGAUCUAAUCGGCCUCGCAUGA
Penicillium bovifimosum is the source of this 954-nucleotide messenger RNA. RefSeq lists its product as uncharacterized. The transcript has 4 exons. The record is from RefSeq and is a predicted model, not a curated record. The coding region runs from base 1 to 954 and encodes 317 amino acids. NCBI's taxonomy places the organism in Eukaryota, Fungi, Ascomycota, Eurotiomycetes, Eurotiales, Aspergillaceae.